GCAAAAUCCCACAUGGCUGGAGGCUUUUGCUAAUGUAGGAGAAGACAGAAUAUCAUUUUGGACUAAGAACUGCCUAGGCCAGUCAAGAAAAGAGCAUUUAAUUUCUAUUCUUGCUACAAGCAUCCUGAAGUUCCUAGUUCAUAGGCAUCUCUUUUGGGACCGUAUCACCAGUAUGCCUGAUAUCCAAGUCUGCUUCAGGGAGAUCUGCAUCCGCAAGAGAAGUAUUUGCUUACUGCUCAGCUCACCCCAUGCAUUGUUUACAGUGUCAUAGCAACCCCCCUUUGCUGGGAGACAUGCAGCAGAGGCAGGCUGCCCUGGUGCAGACCAGCACUCACCAGCCAGGUCCAAGAACUCUGCAGCUUCUAUUUCUGGUCUGCAGUAAAGGAUUUCACCUUUGCAAAUGAGAUUGUAAUCUUGUAGAUGUGGGUGCUGGCCCUUACGUGUGUAGAUCCAGGAUGCAGUCGAAGAGGCUAACCACUGAGCCUCCAUGUAUAACAGAAGAAGUGUUUGAGGAAUUCUUAGCCACAGAUGAUACGCUUGUGGAAUACUUUAAUGAAUUUUUGAGUCUUCCGACAUUUGCCCAGACAGUUAAGUUUAACUCUGACUUUGGGGUUUUUGAAGUUGUUAAUGAUGCCCCACAAUGCCUUGAAAGCCAGCUGAAAAAAAGUCUACAUGAGCAGAAAACUCCAAAGCCCAUUUAUGAUGCUCUAAGGAAAGUAAAGAAUGAUGGGCACCUCUCCAAAAUGCGCACUGCUUCUCCAACCUUCAAUAUUGAUGCAAAUUACAACACUAUGUGCCUUGAUAGAGAACAAGCAAUUCAGUGGAUUAAGAAAGAAAGGCUUCCAGCAUUUCUUGAAAGCGACUGUUAUUUUGAAUACAGGCUAGCUAAAUUGAUAUCACAGGUAGAAUGGAGCAAGACUGGCAUUAAUUUCAUUAUCGAUAAUGACUACUAUCCCUGGAUAAGGAAGCAAGACCCAAGUCCUUCCCCUCCUGAGGAGGAUGACACUUCGAUGACUGUGAGAAAGUUAAAUAUAUCGCUUGGAGUGGCUACAGUUUCUCAGACAAAGGAUUGUUUUACAUUAGCAAAAGGAAGUGAAUUAAUGAAAACUACAGAUUCAUUCUCACAUCCUGUAGCUUCUAGUCAAACUCAGUGUUUGUCUGGACAGCGUGAAAGAGAUGAUUCAUUAAGUGAAAAAGAUAGUCUUCUGGAAGCAGGUUCCCUGUCUAAGGAAGCCCACCAAUGGAGUUUCCUUCGCCCUUCAAGGAAAGCAAAAGCCAUCAUUUUAAGGAAGACAUCCAGAGAGGCUGAGGAGGGUUCUUCUGUGGCCAUUGCUGAACUGCCUGCUCAUACUCAGUUAAGAGUGUAUGUAGACCCGAAAUGGGACAGUGCAGCAAAAAAAAAAAAUGAACAGGAAAGCGUAACUAUUCAGACACCAGGAGAAUUCAUACCAGAUUAUACCCAACUUGUAAUGAAGGAACCUGCUUCAGAAUCGACUCGCCAGCCAACUGCUGACAUUCACAAUAAUGUGGAUUUCCACAAACAGCCUGAACUAUUUAUACAUGAGCUAUCAAAUAAUGAAUUUGCCUGUGGCACUGCAGAGUCACUCCUUUCCCAAAGUUCUCCAUUUUCUGUCUUGGACUCCCACAGAGAUGUAAGAGAACAAGACACUGAAGAAGUAAGCUUAAAAUCAAGUUCUGAAAGUGGUGGGUCAGACAGUAGAGCCUGGUGUAUUAGUCACAGGACUUCUGAUACUGGCAACAGACAUGAGUUUGAGAGAUUCAAGAAGUUCAUUAAAGGAACACUUGGGGAGAGGUACUGGUGGCUCUGGAUGGAUAUUGAAAGACUAAAGGUGCUCAAAAACACUACAAGGCAGCAAAGGCAACUCAAUAAGAUGAAGAAACUGUAUCUUUUGAGCAGUGGAGACUACUUCCUCAGUUCAGAAGUGUUACUCAGACUUAACUUGUUGCAUGGAGAUCAGUGGAAUGUAAGGCAUUUAAGACGGAUUCAGCCUGAAGUAGUGAAACCUCUGCUUCUUUACUGGGGUCCCAGAUUUUGUGUCACUGAUUCAACAGCAAUACAAACUGCCAGUGCAAAACUGAAGAUGUGGCACACAUGCCAACAGAGACCAAGGGUGGACAUUGAUCCUUUUCCACAUAUAGUAUCAUUGCUACCAUUGACACUUAAGUCUUGCAUGCCCAGGAUACCACCUUCCCUUUCUCAGAAAAGUAGAACAAGCUCACCAGCAACUUUAUUAAAACCACCUAUGUCAAAUUUCUCUUUGAAGAAAUCAUCAAGAUUAUCACCUACCCUACCAUCAAGACAGAGCCCCCAAAGGGAUGACAUUUCUACCAGUAGAAAGUGGCCAAAGUCAGCCAACAGAGACAUGAUUCAUUGCUCAGCUUUGGAUGACACCAAAGACUCAAAAUGCCAGGGUCAUAGAAAGUACACCUAUGCUGAGCUGCUCCAAGGGAAAAGUGCUUCUGGCAGUGCUGUCUUAAGGGGAUCAAGAAUGGAAAGCAUGCUGCAGUCUCUUUAUUUGGACAACAGAGCAGGCUACUACUUCACACAGUUCUGUGAGAAGUCAGGGAAUAAGUUGUGGAAGAACAGCGCGUAUUUUUGGUUUGACCUACAAGCUUAUCAUCAGCUUUUCUACCAAGAAACUCUUCAUCCUUUCAAAAUCUGCAAGCAAGCUCAAUUCCUUUAUGCAACUUACAUUGCCCCAUCUGCCAGUAUGGACAUUGGACUUCAUCAGAGGAAGAGAAACAUGAUUUAUCAGAAAAUUGACCCAGCUUUUGAAGAUCUUUUUGACCCAGCAGAAGAAUAUAUCCUCACUGUUCUGAUAGAACCGUGGAUGAAGAUGAUGGAAGAAGACAAAUGUACUUACGGAAAGGUGGAGCUGGUGGAGGAAACUCGACAGCUGGACUCCGUGUACUUUAGAAAGCUCCAGGCUCUGCAUCAAGAGAGGGGUUCCAAGAAGCAUGAGAGUACUGUUGCUGACACUGGUCUGCCACCUUGCCCUGAUGCUCUCAAAGAAGACAAGCACUUGAGUCAAGUUCCCAAAGAAUUGACAGGUCCUAAUCUAUCUGACCUCAUCCAUGACAAAGAGAAGUUAGAACACUUCUGGGCUUUUCUUAACGAGCGUUCUGCUAGCAUGGAUCUCAUGUGCUGGCUAGAUAUUGAACAGUUCAGAGAGACGCUCCACAAGGAUAAAGAAAAUAGGGAGGAAAAAUCUAAAGACAUUAAAAACAAGUACUUCAACAAACAAUACUUCUUUGGACCCAACAGCCCAGCUACCAGAGAACAACAAGAACAGAUAAUUCAUUCAGGUGGAGGAUGGGGACAAAUCCUUCAGGAUCAAUUUUCGGCAACAGUUCUGCUAGAAAUUCAGCAAUGUGUCCAGAAGAGAUUAGAAGAACAAUGGCUGCCAUUGUUCCUGGCAGAUGAACACCAUCGGGUGGAGGGACAAGCAAAGAUAAGGGACAUAACUGAAGAUCUUUCACGACAAAAACAGAAGACAACUAGGCUGUGGAAGCAUGCGAACAAUAAGUGUGUUUCUUCAUCUAGUGAAGUAAUUGCUUUCCGCAAAGCACUGUUGAAUCCAGUAACAGCCAAUGAAUUUCAACGUUUUGUGUCACUGCAAGGAGAUCUACUGGCCAAUGGAUUGCUCUUUUGGCAAGAGGUCCAGAAGUAUAAGGACUUGUGCCAUUCUCACUGUGAUGACACCACAAUCCAGAAAAAGAUCACCACUAUUAUUGACUGCUUUAUUAAUUCUGCCAUACCUCCAGCUUUGCAGAUUGACAUCCCAAUGGAACAAGCAAAGAAGAUUUUGGAGCACAGGAGAGAGCUAGGACCUUACAUUUUUAGAGAGGCACAGAUGAGUAUUUUUGCUCUUCUGUUUAAAUUUUGGCCAAAAUUUUGUAAGCUUCAAAGCAAUUUGGCUAGUGACAAAAUUCUACUUGCCUUGGAGAGAAAAAAGGGAAAAAAGAUGCAAAAGAAGGAAGAUGGAACAGCAGAGAUCAAGGAAGUAAAGAACAAAUCUUGGCCAGGAGCACAAAAGCUCAGCUUUUAUGGAGAACAAACGGGAAAGGUGAAUUACCCUUCUAAGCUGGGAAAUAGGAUAAGAAAUUUUAGAAAGUGACAGGCAGAGAAUGCACUUUAGUAAAUAGUCUGCAGACUACUCUCGCAAAAAAAAAAAAAGAAAAGAAAACCAAUUACCUUGUAAAAUUUCUUGAAAGAAUAGGUGGAACAGGUAAGUUUUUAAAACCCUUUUCCCUUUCUUUUACUGUUUAAGGAAUUUGCUAUUUCCUGUUCUCUUGCCUAAGAUUUCUGUCCUCUUGGUAACAAAACUAUUCAACUGAUUCAGUAUCCCUGAAGAAUACUGAUAAGGUUCAUCUAAAGUAAGUGAUAGCAGGUUCACUUGGCAUCUUGUAGAAUGUGAUGAUUUCUUGGCAUUUAAAAUAAUGUCUGUGCUCCCCAGUCUUGCCAGGCUCAUGCUGAAGGACAGUAAAGCUCUGGCAAGGGUUAAAACCAAUAUCUUUUUAUAUAUAUCCCCCCCAUCUCUGGCCCCACGAAUCAGUUGCCAUUUUGGGUUUAUGUCAAACAGAAGAAUCAGGAUCCUGAAAGAGAAAUACUACUUUCUCUUUCCUCACAAAUAUGUCCCUAGGGUGCCAAAUCUACCUGGGCUCACCUCAAUUUCUGAACUGACUGGGUAGGAGUUGGACUUUUAUGUAGUACAACAGAAAAAAUGGGCAGACAAGGAAGUUUUCACUGGACAACGAUGCAUGACUUAGUAUGACUUAGUAUCAUUUGACAAUAAUUUUUGUGUGUGCCUAGUUGUUAUUUAUGGAGCAAAUCGUAUCAAAGGCUACCCGGCAAUUGACUCAGGGCAAGGGAGGAGUGGCUGACAGCCACUCUCCCCACGGCGAGGGAUGCCAACCAAGCACGGUACAACGCAAAGACCUCUUAUCUGGAAAGCAGGAAGGGGUAGGUAC
This is a messenger RNA of Pezoporus occidentalis (night parrot), 4992 nucleotides long. RefSeq names its product regulator of G protein signaling 22 (gene RGS22). Lineage: Eukaryota; Metazoa; Chordata; Aves; Psittaciformes; Psittacidae. The coding region runs from base 456 to 4139 and encodes 1227 amino acids. The transcript has 24 exons. Gene Ontology annotation, cellular component: cytoplasm; nucleus. Gene Ontology annotation, molecular function: G-protein alpha-subunit binding. Gene Ontology annotation, biological process: regulation of signal transduction. The record is from RefSeq and is a predicted model, not a curated record.